AGGCUACGGAUAAACAGAAGUGAUGGAGGCCUUUGAAGAGGAGCCUUUCUGUCUCUGGCAAGACAGAGACAUCAAAUUUGAUAGCAAUGACAAAGCUUUGGCUCCACGUCCAGGUGAGACUGUUAUAUCAAAGUUUGAGGCUGUUGAAGAUACUAAGGGAAACAAUGGAGCAUCAGGAAAACUGACUGUGACUAAUUUGAGAAUCAUUUGGAGAUCAACUGCAAAGCCAUCAGUUAAUCUUUCAAUUGGUUUAAUGUGUAUUUUUCAGAUUAAAGCAAGGAAAGCCACUUCAAAACUAAGAGGCCAAACUGAGUCUGUUUACAUUCUCACCAAGUGCAAGAAGACUCAAUUCGAAUUCAUUUUCACAAAUCUUGUUUCUGACACACCGAAACUCUUUGCUCUGAUACUAGCAGUCCAUAGGUCAUACGAGACAUCAAAGUUGUAUCGUGAAAUAAAGCUAAGAGGAGCUAUCAUUGAUAAUCAAACGCUAAAAGUUUUACCUCUUGAGCAAGUUUAUGACAAAAUAAACGGAGUGAUGAACUUGUGUAGCAGCCAAGGCACACUUGGUACAAUGUACAUCACAAAUGUUCGUGUGGCAUGGCAUGCAAAUACAAAUGAAGCUUUUAACAUCAGUGUGCCCUACUUGCAUUUGAUUAGCAUCAAGAUGAGAGAGUCAAAAUUUGGUCUAGCUCUUGUCUUGGAGACUCAUAAAGAUACCGGAGGAUAUGUGCUUGGCUUUCGUAUUGACCCGCAGGAGAAACUCAGAUCAACUUUGCAACAAAUAAACUCCCUGUAUCGGGUGUUCAGUGCUCAUCCUAUAUUUGGUGUUGAAUAUGAAACAGAUGAAUCAGUUGAUCCCAGUGAUACUACUGGAGGAGACAGUAAUGAGAAGGAAGGGGGUGGGGCUCCUUUUGAAGACGAGAGCGAGAUUGUUGAAACGAGUAAUAACGUAUGCUCAGCUUAUUUUGCUGAUCCCAACAAGUCUCAUGACCGUGAGCCAUUCUACUCGGAGCACAUUGGACUGGCAAUGGAGACACUCCCUGAUGGCUACUCCAUAAAAGACUUGUGGGAAGUCACAUGACUUGUCAUAUUACACUCAUCACAAAACUCAAUUUAAAAUAUAAAAGAAAACAAUACUUAUGGGUUACACUAUUUUAAUAAAUGCAUUUAUUCGUUGUUUAUUUGAUCAGCGA
This is a messenger RNA of Amphimedon queenslandica, 1193 nucleotides long. RefSeq names its product Bardet-Biedl syndrome 5 protein homolog. Gene Ontology annotation, cellular component: BBSome; ciliary basal body. The record is from RefSeq and is a predicted model, not a curated record. Gene Ontology annotation, biological process: cilium assembly; intracellular transport. The transcript has 12 exons. Bases 23 to 1081 code for a protein of 352 amino acids. NCBI's taxonomy places the organism in Eukaryota, Metazoa, Porifera, Demospongiae, Haplosclerida, Niphatidae. Gene Ontology annotation, molecular function: phosphatidylinositol-3-phosphate binding.